This is a messenger RNA of Purpureocillium lilacinum, 1074 nucleotides long. RefSeq lists its product as uncharacterized. NCBI's taxonomy places the organism in Eukaryota, Fungi, Ascomycota, Sordariomycetes, Hypocreales, Ophiocordycipitaceae. The record is from RefSeq and is a predicted model, not a curated record.
AUGAGGUCCCUCGCGCUCAAGACGGCCGUCGCGGCCAUGGCCGUCCUCGUCGCCGCCGCGCCGCAGCAAAAGUGCACCGCCGGCCCUGCGCUCAAACACUGGCCGCCCGCCGCGGCCAGGGCCCUCAACGCCAUGAUCGCGCGCAACGCCCACAACGGCAGCUACGCCGUCUUCGACAUGGACAACACGAGCUACCAGUUCGACCUCGAGGAGUCGCUGCUGCCGUACCUCGAGAACAAGGGCGUCCUGACCCGCGACACCAUGGACCCCUCGCUCAAGCUCGUGCCCUUCAAGGACACGCCCUCGCACAACGAGAGCCUCUACAGCUACUACAACCGCCUGUGCGACAUCGAGGACGCCGUCUGCUACCCCUUCGCUGCCCAGAUCUUUAGCGGCAUCCCCUUGCGCGACCUUAAGCGCCACGUCGACGACCUCAUGGCCCUUAACGGCACCAUUCCCACCACCAUGUACGACGGCGACAAGGUCGUCGAGACCGAGGUCAGCCCGCCCAAGGUCUUCCGCGGCCAGGUCGAGCUGUACAACAAACUCAUGAACAACGGCAUCGACGUCUACGUCAUCAGCGCCGCCUCCGAGGAGCUCGUCCGCAUGGUCGCCUCCGACCCCAAGUACGGCUACAACGUGCCCCCGGAAAAGGUCAUCGGCGUCAGCCUGCUCAUGAAGAACCUCACCUCGGGCGCCGUCACCGCCGCCCGCAAGCAAAUCGCCGACGGCGACUACAGCGAAAAGGCCAACCUCGACCUCGUCAUGACGCCCUUCCUCUGGACUCCUGCCACCUGGAAGACGGGCAAGUGGGCAGCCAUCCUCUCCUACAUCGAUGAGUGGAAGCGCCCUGUCCUCGCCGGUGGUGACACUCCGGACAGCGACGGGCCCAUGAUCUUCCAUGGCGUUGACGUCGAGCGCGGUGGCAUCCACCUUUGGGUCAACCGCAAGGAAAAGUACUGGAAGCAGAUUAACGAGAUGCGCACCGACUUUGCCGCUGCUCAGAGGCGCGAGGGCCUCCCCGUCACCGCGGACAAGAACUGGGUCGACGUCACGCCCAAGGACAUUUUGUAA